AAUAAUAAAAAAACCACCAUCCUGAUUAUUAAUUAAACCAUCAAUAUAUCAAAAAAAUCAAUCAUGGAACCACUUUCAAAAAUAGCCAACGAAUGUCCAAUCAAAGAGGAUAUCGUUAUUUCUGGCAUUUCAGGUCGUUUUCCUGAAGCCGAUAAUAUGGAUGAAUUUGCACAGAAAUUAUUUAGCGGUGAAGAUAUGGUCACCCGUGAUGAUCGUCGUUGGCCAGUUGAAAUCAACGAUAGUCUUGGAUCACGUACAGGCAAACUUAAAAGUUUGGACAAAUUCGAUUCAUCAUUCUUUUCCAUGUUGACGUAUUUGUCACAUUCUAUGGAUCCUGUAUCACGUAUCGUAUUGGAAACAACUUAUGAAGCAUUCCAUGAUGCCGGCGUUUGUCCACAUCAAAUUCGUGGUUCCAAUACUGGCGUCUAUUUUGGCAUCAACACUAUCGCUCAAGCUGAUGGUUUGCCACAGGAUGAUUUCAAUGACAUCUUCACUAAAGAGGCUGCUUUUUGGGUCUAUGGCAAUUCAAAAGUAUUGUACGCCAAUCGUAUUUCUUUCUUGUUCGAUUUUCAAGGACCUAGUUUGGUUAUCGAUACGGCUUGUUCAGCAUCAUUGGUCGCUUUGGCUACAGCCAUGAAUGAUAUCCGUAUGGGUGUCUGUGAUACGGCUGUUGUUGCAACGGGUAAUUUGGUUCCGGCACCAUUCGGUAAUUCAAUCUAUUCCUGUGUCGGUCUUUUGGCUUCCGAUGGUAAAUGUAAAGUAUGGGAUAAACGUGCUGAUGGUUUUGUACGUUCAGAAACAAUUGGUGCAGUUAUUCUACAACGUCGUUCGCAAGCAAAACGUGUCUAUGCAACUGUAUUGCAUUCAAAAGUUAAUUCCGAUGGUUUCAAAUCGGUCGGUCUUUUUGCUCCUUAUUGGCUUCGACAGAAAGAUUUAAUGGUAUCUACAUAUGAAGAGGCUGGUGUUGAUCCAAAUGAUUUGGUCUAUUUUGAAGCUCACGGUACUGGCACCAAUGUCGGUGAUCCACAAGAAGCUAAAGCUAUUGCUGAAGCUUAUUGUAAACAUCGUGAACAACCAUUAUUGGUCGGUGCUGUAAAAUCAAAUCUUGGCCAUUCAGAAGGUUCAUCUGGUUUGAAUUCGGUGGCCAAAAUUGUUGUUGCAUUUGAAAAUAAAUGCAUUCCAGCCAAUUUGCAUUUCAAUGAACCAAAACAAGAAAUCUAUGCUAUUGUUAACAAACAGAUUGAACCUGUCAUUAAGAAUACUAAAUUCCCGAACGGUAUCGUUGGUGUCAACUCUUUCGGUGUCGGUGGUGUAAAUGCUCACAUUUUAUUGAAAAGUAAUGACAAAGAAUUGACACCUGAAUCGUAUGAAAUUUGUAAACCAAUUCCACGUUUGGUUACCAUUGCUGGCCGUACUGAAGAAGGUGUAAACAUGAUGUUCGAUUUCAUUAAAAAUAAUCCGGAAAAAGUUCAUCGUGAUUUCCUUGCAUUGUUGAAUGAAUCAAUGAAAACUGGCUGGGUUGAAUCAUCAUCCAAUUUCCCACAACGUGGCUACAUGAUUAUCAAAGAAAAACCAAACAACACUGAAUUUACAACCAUCAAUAUUGAAUGUGGUGAAGUAAAAGUGCCUAAAUAUGAAUAUGAUUGUAAAAUUACCAGUACUGGUAUGGAAUAUCCUGUAUGGCUUGUAUUCUCUGGUAUGGGUUCACAAUGGUUGACCAUGGCUACCAGUAUGAUGUCUUUGGAACCAUUUGCUCGUUCAAUUCAUCAAUCGGCUGCCGUACUUAAACCAAUGGGCAUCGAUUUGAUUGAAUUGUUGACCAAAAAUGAUCCAGAAUUAUGGAAAAGUACUGUCAAUCCAUUCGUUGCCAUUACAUCUAUGCAAGUCGCCUUGUAUGAUGUUAUCAAAUUGCUUAACCUUAAAAUCGAAGGUAUUAUUGGCCAUUCAUUUGGUGAAGUUGCCUGUGCUUAUGCUGAUGGCUGUUUAACAUUGGAACAAGCUGUAUUGACAUCAUUUUGGCGUGGUAAAAUUGUUGAACAAUCCAAAUUACCUCGUGGUGUAUUGGCCGCCAUUGGUUUAUCAUGGGAAGAAGCUAAAAAACGUUGCCCACCUGGCAUUGUACCGGCAUGUCACAAUGGUUCGGAUUCCGUAACCAUUUCUGGUCUUUAUGAAGAGACGAAAAAAUUUGUCGAAAAAUUACAAGCUGAAAAUGUAUUUGCUCGUUUGGUUGCUGGUGGUGAAUAUCCAUACCAUAGUCCACAUAUGAAUGCUGUUGCACCAGAUUUGAUGGCCGCAUUGAACAAAAUCAUUCCGGAACCGAAAAAACGUAGUUCAAAAUGGAUUUCCACCUCGUUCGAUAAAAGCAAUUGGUACAUUGAAGAUGCUUGCUAUGCAUCGGCCAAAUAUUUCACCAACAAUUUGGUAUCACCUGUAUUGUUCAAUGAAGGCAUGAAUGAAAUUAGCAAAGACUCGAUCGCUAUUGAAGUUGCUCCACAUUCAUUGUUUGAUUCAAUCUUCAAACGUUGCUAUCAACGACAUCAUUAUAUUGGCCUCAUGAAACGUAAUGAACCGGAUAAUUUGAACUUUUUCCUUACGGCAUUGGGUAAAAUCUAUACAUUCGGUAUGAAUUUGGAUAUUGAAAACUUGUAUCCACGUGUUGAAUGGCCUGUUGCACGAUCAACACAAUCCUUGAGUUCAUUGGUACAUUGGGAUCAUUCAAAGAGUUUCUAUGUGAAAAAAUAUCCCGAAUUCCAUAACUUUUCAACAGCAUCCGAUUUUUAUGUUAAAAUUUCUGUUCAUGAAACUGAUUGGCAUUUCUUGCGUGACCACGCAGUCGAAGGUAAAGCAUUGUUUCCAGCUACUGGUUAUUUGUAUCUGGUAUGGCGUCGUGUUGCCAAUCAUAUUGGUCAACCUUGGAGUAAAACACCUGUUCAUUUUGAAAACGUUCGAUUCCAUCGUCCAACAUUGGUGUCCGAAACAAGUGACAUCAAAUUCACCAUUCGUCUUUUGCAAGGUAGUGGUGAAUUUUUAGUGUUUGAAGCAAACAAUCUUGUCUGUACUGGUAAAGCCACCGUUAUGGACAAUGAUAAUGGUUUGGAAGUUCAAGAUACAAUUGAACCAGCCAUUGAAGAAGAUUAUAAACAACGUCAUUCAAGUGAAUUUGAUUAUUUGUCCACAAGAGAAAUCUAUAAAGAAUUACGUAUUCGUGGCUAUGAUUAUGGUACUAAAUUCCAAGGUCUUACUGAAGCUCGUUCAGAUGGUGCUAUCGGCAAAGUCAAAUGGGACGGCCAUUUCAUUAGUUUCAUGGAUUCAAUGCUUCAUAUUUCACUUAUUGCUCUACCUCUUCGUGCUUUGUUUGUACCGGUCGGAUUUGAAUCGGUCCGUAUCGAUCCAAAAGUUUUGUUUGGUGAAAUUGAACGUGUCAAACAGGAAAAGAAAAAGACCGAAGAAGAAGAAUUCCAUUUGAAACGUGAAUUUUUGUAUUUCUCUGAUAAAACUAAAGAAAAUGAAACAUUGGAAAAAGAUUUCUCCAAUCGUGUUGAAGGUGCCAUCAACAAAGAAGAAGUUGAUCAAGAUAACCAAGAAAGCCGUGCCGAUCUUCCAAUUCAAUUUUAUGAAACUGCUUUCAUGAAAAAUGAAGAUAACAAAAUCUCAUUGAUUCCAAUAAUUUUCGAUGGAAAUAAUCGUUCAAUUGCCACUAAAGGUUUAGAAGUAAAAGGCAUGAUUCCAUUCCCAGUUCCUCGUAAAAUCGAUCAAAAAGGUUUAAUAUUGGAAAAAUAUUCACAUAUGCCAUAUUUGGAUAAAGAACAAUCACGAUUGAACGAAGAUAAACAUAAAGAAUUGAUGGAUUAUAUUGAAAUGUGUAACUAUCUAGCUACAUUGCUCGUGUUGGACAAAAAGGUUGCUAAACCAGAAAUGAAAGAAUUGGUCGUUCAAGGCAAACUUAAUGAUUUGAUUCGACAUUACACGAAAUUUGUUGAAAUGCAAGAAGUCAAUAAAUAUCGUGUGUUCAUGUUGUUGAAAGAUUUAUUGGAAUUGAAAGUGGAAAAAAUGGAAGAUGGUGACGAAAAAUUGAUGAUGUCCUGUUGUGUUGCUGAAGAUAAAUUGAAUGGUGAAGGUGGCCUCAACAAUGAAUUGUUGACCAAACAUGAUCUUUCAGCAGAUUUGGCUGUCUUAUUGCAAACAAAUGAACAUCUUGUACGACCAUUGAUCGAUACCGUAUUGGAGAAUUCAUCUGAUCGUAAUAAUUUGAAAAUGAUUGAAGUGAAUCCAGCUCAAUAUCUUUAUGCAUGGCGUAUUGUUCAAUUGAUUAAAACAUCCUAUGUUGGUAAUCUGAAUAUUGAUUAUACCUACGCCAAUACUGGUUCACAGAUUCUUAACAAAGAAUUGGAAAGUUUGAAUAUGAAAUCGAUUGAAUGGAAUCAAUCAACAAAUUCAUUCAUAAACGAUAUAAAUACUAUGGAUUUGAUCCUGUAUCGAUUGACAGAUGGUGUUGUUGAAAAUUGGAGUAUCGAUCGACAAUUGGAAGCAUUCUAUGAUGCUCUUAAAGAAAAUGGUUUCCUCAUGGUUAUCGCUCGUAAUGAUUUGAACAAAGUGGAAAGCACUUUGUAUAAAUGUUUCAAUAUUGACCCAAAACGUGAAAUCAUUCGAUCUGGUGUUGUGGAUGAAUUCAUCAAAGCAGCUAAAGCUGCUUCGUUUGGUUUGGUCGGUACAAAAACUAGCAUUUAUGGUUGUACCGCUUUGUUGUUCCGUAAACUUAAAAUGGUCUAUGAUCCGGCUGAAUUCAAUGUAUUGAAAAUUGUCAACUUUGAAUAUGAUACCUGGGUGGAUAAACUUAAAGCAUUGAUGGCACAAAGUAAAGAUGAUAACAAACCAUUGUGGCUGGUUGCCAAUGAGAAAUACACUGGCGUUGUGGGUAUGGUCAAUUGUUUGCGUUUGGAACCGGGUGGCGUAAAUGUUCGCUGUAUUUUGGAUCUGGACAAUUCAUUACCCGAUCAAAUUGAUUUUGAAAAAAGUCCAUUCAACGAAAUUGGCUAUAUGGAUUUGGUAUUCAAUGUUUACAAACAAGGACAAUGGGGUUCAUUCCGUUUCAUCACUUUGCCAGAUGAAUGUGAAAAAGUUGAAACUGAAUAUGCUUAUUUGGAUAUUGCCACCCGUGGUGAUCUAUCCACAUUCAAUUGGUAUGAAUCAGAUCACAAACAUUUCAAUCAAAUUGCCAAAGCCGACCAAGAAAAAGAUAUGGUCAUGUGCGAUGUUUAUUGUUCAUCAUUGAACUUUAAGGAUGUUAUGUUGGCCACUGGUCGUAUUCAACCUGGUCCAGAAUCGGCCAUUUUCAAUUGUGUCAUUGGUUUAGAAUUCUCUGGUCGACGUCGUGACAAUGGAAAACGUGUCAUGGGCAUGGUUCCAUUCAAAGGCUUCGCUACAACAAUCACAUCUUUUGAAGAUUUCUUGUGGGAUGUUCCGGAUGAUUGGUCAUUGGAAGAAGCUGCCAGUAUUCCGGUCGUUUACAGUACAGCUUUAUACGCUUUGAUUGUUCGUGGUCAAUUGCGUGAAGGCGAUAAAGUUUUGAUUCAUUCGGCUGCAGGUGGUGUUGGCCAGGCUGCCAUUCGUAUCUGUCAAGAUUAUAAAUGUGAAAUAUUCGUUACUGUUGGUAAUCAACGAAAACGUACAUUCCUCAAGGAAGAAUUUGGCAUUCCAGAUGAUCACAUUUUCAAUUCACGUGACAUUUCAUUCGAACGUUUGAUCAAAGAUCGAACCAAAGGUUUGGGCGUUGACAUUGUUUUGAAUUCGUUGGCUGAAGAUAAACUUCAGGCAUCACUUCGUUGUUUGGGCUUGAAUGGUCGAUUCUUGGAAAUCGGCAAAUAUGAUAUGCAAAUGAACAAACCGAUUGGCAUGUUUGCUUUCUUGCAAAACAUUUCUUUCCAUGGUGUCUGUUUGGAUGCCUAUUUCCGUGAAGGUUUUGAUUCACCAAACUUGAAACGUUUCAUGAAACGUAUGACUGAUUUAUUGUAUGAUGGUAUUAAACGUGGUGUUGUCAAACCAAUUCAACGAACAUCUUACCGAUGGAACGAAGUUGAACAGGCUUUCCGAUACAUGUCUACUGGUAAACAUAUUGGUAAAGUGAUCAUCAAAAUGCGUGAAGAAGAAAAGGAAAAACAAAUCCUUGCUAAACCAUUGAAAGUCAUUGCUAAUCGACGAACAUCAUUCAAUCCAUCGAAAUCAUAUGUUAUUGCCGGUGGUCUUGGUGGUUUCGGUUUGGAAUUACUUUAUUGGAUGGUUAUGCGUGGUGCCAAAAAAUUCGUCCUUUCAUCCAGAGGUGGCUUGAAAAAUUCAUAUCAAAAAUUGUACUUCAAACGACUCAAGGAAUUGAGCAAAUUCAUUUCAAUCUUCGAUAUCGAUGUUACGAUCGCUACAGAUAAUGUUAUCACUGAAGAUGGCGCUCGUGCUUUGAUUGAUGAAGCCAUGACUAAAGGUCCAGUUGGUGGUCUCUUCAAUUUGACAUUGGUAUUGCACGAUGCUUUUGUUGAAAAUCAAACAGCCGAAACAUUCAUCGAAGUCUGUUCACCGAAAUUGACUGGUUUGGCUAAUUUGGAUAAAAUAUCUCGUGCUAAAUGUCCGGAAAUUGAUUACUUUGUCUGUUUCUCAUCAUUGACCGCUGGUCGUGGUAAUGCCGGUCAAAUUAAUUAUGGUUAUGCUAAUUCGGCUAUGGAACGUAUUUGUGAAUGUCGUCGUGCUGAAGGUUUGCCUGGUACAGCUAUUCAAUGGGGUCCAAUCGGUGAUGUCGGUGUUGUUGCCGAACAUUUGUUGGUCGAUGCCGAUGACAAGAAACAGGAAGAUAUGCUUAAAUUGUUUGGCGGUAUUUCAUUGCAACGUAUCGCAUCCUGUUUGGAAGUAUUGGAUCGUUUAUUGCAAGUCGGUGCACCAGUAUUAUCUUCUUUGAUCAAAUCAAACUUGGAAGAUAACAGUAAUCAGAGUGAAGAUGACAUUCUCGAUCAAUUGUGUGCUCACUUGAACGUUGACAAACGAUCUCGUGAAGAAACUAUUGGUGAUGCCGGUUUGGAUAGUAUGACUGUGGUUGAAAUUCAACAACGUUUGGAACGUGAUUAUGAAGUAUCGUUGUCGGUUGCUGAUGUCAAACGUAUUACUAUUGGUGAAAUUAAAGAUUUUCGUGAUGGCAAACGUGAAGGUCUUAAAUCAUUUGCCGAAGAUAUUAAAAAGACCCGUAUGCAUUUGGCUAACAUUAGAUUCGAAAUUGCAAGCGAACCAUAUACGAUUGUUUGUCCACAUCAAGAAGUAUCGAAAAUGAAACCGAUUUUCUUCUUGCCACCAAUUGAAGGUAUCUAUGAAUCAUUGAAAGAAAUCAUUAUGGAUAUGGCCAAACAUCGACCAGUCAUUACAUUGAAUUGGAUGCGAAAAAUGAAUGAAUUGAACAAUAUCAAAAAAGUAGCCGAAUACUUUAAAGGUGUUUUGGCUAAAUUGGAACCAAAAGGUGAACAUGAAAUUGUUGGCCAUUCAUUUGGUGCCAUUGUAGGUAUUCACAUGUGUCGUAAAGCCGUACCAAUCAAAACAAUGAUCGUACUCGAUCCUAUGGAUGUAUCUAACUUUAAAGAAGAAUUUGAUCGUAAUGAAAAGGUUGAAAUGAUCUUAUCAUAUCUACGUAAUUUCAUGUCCGAACGUUUGGUCGACAAAGUCCGUAAAGAAGCCCUUUCGGUGAAGAAUGAACAAGAAUGUAUCCAAAGAAUAGCCGAUGUAUUGAAAUCACAUGGUGGUAAAGCAAUUAAUAGCAAAGAUAUUGAUGAUAUUAUCAAAGAUUCAUUCGUCCGUUCUGAAAUGAUUCUCAAAUAUCAACAGAAAAAUAUUCGUAAACUUCGAAUGUUUGGUCGUGAUUUUACACAGAAAACCGUACAAAAAAUGAUGAAGAAAAUUACCGUCAAUGUAUCUGUCAUCAAACGUAUGACACAAGAAUCUGAAAUCGAUAAAUUGAACCAUAUCCUACUUACUAGUUAUGGUAUCGCUCGAAAGGAUUUCAUCGGCCGUUUUGAUGUCUAUCAAGUCAUCGGUAAUGAAGAAGAAUAUCUCACCACACAUCUUCAUUACAUAACCAAAUUGAUCAAACUUAAACUGACAUUGAUCACGGAAGAGGAGGCACAAAAUUUGGCAUGAGAAUCAACAAUGAUUUAAUUCUCAUUCAUUCAUUUAUUGAUUAUUGAUUUUUAUCAUUAUUAUAAAUUUAAUCGCACAACAACAAUACUA
Molecule: messenger RNA, 8253 nt
Organism: Dermatophagoides farinae (American house dust mite)
Lineage: Eukaryota; Metazoa; Arthropoda; Arachnida; Sarcoptiformes; Pyroglyphidae
Product: fatty acid synthase
Biological process (GO): fatty acid biosynthetic process
Molecular function (GO): fatty acid synthase activity; phosphopantetheine binding; oxidoreductase activity
Source: RefSeq, a predicted model, not a curated record